AAGGCGAGAAAUGGAAAAGGAUCCUGCUAACAGACACCUCCCACGCGCAUAGGACGUUUCUACGUUUCGACGCAUGCGCUUUAGGAUUGAUGUCAAGGCACAGAGUGGCGCUAUAUCGUUUCCAGCUCGACUCGGCAGGUGCCUAAGAGAUGGAUGAAGGGCUGCCAGAGGCUUCCGAGCCUAGCCUGGCAGGUGAAGAGAGGAACCCUGUUCCAGAGGAGAGUUGCCCUAUGGAAACUGUUCCCUCAGGAGAAAAGACCACAGCCACAGAGUCCCAGGGAGGCACUGUUACAGAGGCAGAUACAGCCAGGGUAGGCGACGACGAUGAUGUGGUGCUGGUGGAGACCACGCCUCCUGCAAAGGAGUCUGGCACUGCUCCUCUGCCUGCCAUUAGAAUGAACUCUCCUGCAGACAGCCCUACCCCGAAGCCUACAGGCAUUGCGGAGGAAGUAACCACAGCCACAGCCCCUGUUCUGAACCCAUCGGCUGAGGAUCGGAGUGAGACAAUCGUGAUAGAUGACGAGGAAGAUGCCCUCUCAGCACCAGCAGUACCCCAACGGGCUCUCAGCAGCACAGAGCCAGACUCGGAGAUCAGGAUUGCCAGCGUCACAACGCUGGGUACUCCAGCCACACAGACCCCUCCUUCUGUUGCUCUGGCAACAGUAGCCCCUGGGGCAGGGUCGCCUGCCAGGCAGCAGGACAUGAACUUGAUGAUCACAAGUGUAACUUCAUUGCAGGAUACCACUCCACCAGCAGGGGGUGCUGCAGAGGUGGAAAAUGGGCUACAAAUUAGCAGUACCUUCAGUUUGAACCCAGAGGCUCAGGACCCCAACGGUGAACCCCCUGUCAGUGGCCGACCGAGCACCAACACUGGGUCCUCCGGCACAUUCAACCCUGGCCGGGUCAGCACCGCCCGCGAGCCCGUGCAAAAUGGGGAAACAGGGACUCACCAGAAAUCUGAUUCCUGGAUCUCCCAGUCAGCAUCCUUCCCACGGAACCAGAAGCAGCCAGGAGCGGACUCCCCAUCCCCGGCAGCACCGCUGCCCAAGCCACCAGCACGCUCCCCUCUGGGGCCCCAGCCUCCCCCCAGAGCUGUCAAGGUCACAUGCGCUAACUGCAAGAAGCCGCUGAAGAAAGGACAGACAGCCUACCAGCGCAAGGGCUCUGCCCAUCUCUUCUGCUCCACCACCUGCCUCUCCGCCUUCUCCCACAGACCCGCCCCCAAGAAGAACUGCACGAUGUGCAAGAAGGAUAUUACCAGUAUGAAAGGGACCAUCGUGGCCCAGGUGGACUCCAGUGAGUCCUUUCAAGAAUUCUGCAGCACUGGCUGCCUAGCUUCAUAUGAGAACAAACAGAACCCCCCCAAGACACCUGUCAAAACAAAGUGCACCGUGUGUGGGAAGCUGACGGAGAUUCGCCAUGAGGUCAGCUUUAAGAAUGUCACCCACAAGAUUUGUAGUGACAUGUGCUUCAACCGCUACCGCAUGGCCAAUGGCCUGAUCAUGAACUGUUGUGAGCAAUGUGGAGAUUACCUGCCUAGUCGGGCGUCUGCCAAUCAUUUCCUGGUUAUCGAUGGGCAGCAGAAGCGAUUCUGCUGCCAGAACUGUGUCAGGGACUACAAACAGGCACAUGGAAAGCUUACCAACUGCAGUGGCUGCAAGGCCCCCUGUAGGUCAUUUGAUGUCACACAUUGCAUUGGGCCUAGUGGAACUAUGGAGCCCUACUGUUCCACUACCUGUAUGACUGCACACAAGAGCAAAGCUCCUGUCACAAUCAGUGCUGAGCCUAGCUGUCAUUUCUGUAAGAGAAAUGCAUUACCCCAGUACCAAGCCACGCUACCAGAUGGCAAGGUCUACAGCUUCUGCAGCUCAAACUGUGUGACCAAAUUUCAGAAUGCCAACGUGGCGACCCCCGCCAACGGGCAGCCGGCACGGCCCUCCGCCCCUGGGGGCAUCCAGCUUAAGUGUAAUUACUGCCGCGGUGCAUUCAGCUUGAAGCCUGAGACACUGGAAUGGGAGAAUAAAGUAUACCAGUUCUGCAGUAAGACCUGCUGUGAGGACUACAAGAAGCUGCACUGCAUUGUGACGUUCUGCGAGUACUGUCAAGAGGAGAAGACUCUCCAUGAGACCGUCAAGUUCUCAGGAGUGAAAAGACCUUUCUGCAGUGAGGGCUGCAAGCUGCUGUUCAAGCAGGACUUUGCCCGUCGUCUGGGCCUCAAGUGUGUCACUUGCAACUACUGCUCACAGAUGUGCAAGAGGGGUAUAAUUAAGCAGGUGGACAACCUGCAGCGGGACUUCUGCAGUGAGGCCUGCGCCAAGAAGUUCCAUGACUGGUACUACAAGGCGGCUCGCUGCGACUGCUGCAAGGUGCAGGGCAGUCUUACGGAAUCAGUACAGUGGCGUGGGGAGGUGAAGCACUUUUGUGACCAGCAGUGUCUUCUGCGCUUUUACUGCCAGCAGAAUGAACCCAACAUGGCCACACAGAAGGGCCCUGAGAACAUGUUCGGAUAUGGAGCCCUGUCACAAGGAACCAAAAACGUGCCGUAUAACCAGGCACCGCUGUCGACAUUUGGAGGCGCUGGCUUGUUGAAAGAUGCAAAGAACAAGGCUGUUUUGUGCAAACCGCUUACCAUGACAAAGGCCACGUACUGCAAACCUCACAUGCAGAGCAAGCAUUGUCAGACAGAAGAGACCGACUCAGAGAUGGUGAAAAAGGAGUAUGUCCCUGUUCCUAUACCUGUUCCCGUCUAUGUUCCUGUGCCCAUGAACAUGUACGCUCAGACCACGCCCGUCCCUGUGACAGUGCCCGUUCCGGUCCCUGUACCAGUUUUCCUGCCUACCACGCUGCAUGGCGCAGAAAAGAUUGUGAAGACCAUUAGCGAGCUGAGGGCCAAAGUCCCCUCCAACACUGUAGAAGUCGACCUGUUAACCAUGACGGACGCGAUGGCGGAAGCUGACGAGGAGAAGCCUGACUGCAAAGACCUUAAGUGUGAGAGCGUGAAGAUGGAGUGCGUAAAGGAGGAGCAGGUGAAGGCAGAGACGGACGGCAGCAGCAGCUCCGACGAGGAGGAGAACGACGACUCGUAUGACCCCGAGCUGGACCUAGAGAUCGAUGUUCCGCAAGUGCCAGGCCUGGACCCAGCUACAGAGUUUCUGGAGGCUGAAAUUGGGUUCACGUUACCCCCUGUUUUAGGAGAGGAGAAGGAGGAUAAGCCUCGACCGGCAGUCAGAAGAAAGGGACACAAGAGACGGGCAGUGGAGGCAGGGGGUGUUUCCCCGCCCCCAUCGCCCAAUGGCUCCGCAGAGGGUGCCCCAUGCCCUUUAAAGCCCCAGUAUGGCGUGAAUGCCUGGAAAAGAUGGGUGCUGACCUCCGCUGGUCAGGCCCAAGAUACGACAAAGGAACAGCUGAAACUAGCAAAGCCGGUGAGGUUGAAGCGGAACUUGCUGUCCCUAGGUGCCGCUGAGCUGAGCCAUGCCCUCUCUCGCUUCGUCAGCGAGGUGCGCCGGCCCAAUGGCGACAGCUACGCCCCCGACAGCAUCUUCUAUCUCUGCCUGGGCAUCCAGCAGCAUCUCCAUGACAACGGGAGAAUGGAUGACAUCUUCAGUGACCCUUGCUACCAGCAGUUUGGUCAAGAACUUAACAAGGUCCUCAAUGGCUGGCAGCCCAGUGUGCUUCCUGAUGGCUCUCUCUGGAGCAGGGUAGAGGAACAGUGUCUAUGGCACAGCAAACAGCUGGGUUCUCACUCCCCUGCCGCUCUCCUCCGCUCACUGGUCUACCUCAACACCAAGUACUUCGGCUUGAGGACCGUCGAGCAGCACCUCCGUCUUUCCUUCGCCAAUGUGUACCGCGAGCGCCGGGCCGGCCCUCAGGGCAGAGAGACCCGUGUCUGCAUCUGCAUCCCCUCCAUCUCGCUGGACCACCAGGAGAAGACAGGCUCAGGGAAGAGGAAACGCAGAGACGAAGAGAGUGACCCAGACGAGGGCCCGGGGGGCUCGUCGCGCUGUCCGGUCAAGAAGCACGAGUGCCGCUUGUACGAGCUCUACCUCUCCAAGUGCCCAGCAUCCCUGAAGCAGAGGACAGAUAUGUUCUAUGUGAAGCCCGACGCGUUCAGCAGCAGUGAUAGCCCUCUCUGGUACAGCACCGUCCCUCUAGAGAGAAGUAGCCUGGAGGGUCUGCUUGCACGUGCCCUCCUGACCAGGGACAUCUACAGUGAGAGGGGGCAGUCUGAUGAGGAAGAAGAGGAGGAUGAUGAUGGUGGUGACCAAUAGUCAUGUCCUGCCCCCCCCCCCCUUGCCCCCAAACCUCCACCCAGGAGCACAUUAACAGCAGUGGAGCAGGGCUGUUAUUCAGAGGACCCUACCAUUUUCUCAUCUGUUACUGAUUUCUGAUCAGUUGAGGCUAAUAACUGAAUAGGCGAAAACCCAGGCACGACGUAAAAGGAGCAGAACAGGGCUUUUGUUUUUUUGGGUUCCCCCCCCCCCCCCCCC
This is a messenger RNA of Brienomyrus brachyistius, 4487 nucleotides long. RefSeq names its product zinc finger, MYM-type 2 (gene zmym2). Bases 150 to 4268 code for a protein of 1372 amino acids. The transcript has 23 exons. The record is from RefSeq and is a predicted model, not a curated record. Gene Ontology annotation, molecular function: zinc ion binding. NCBI's taxonomy places the organism in Eukaryota, Metazoa, Chordata, Actinopteri, Osteoglossiformes, Mormyridae.